CGAACUAGAGAGCAAACCAACCUGACUCGACGACACGUUGUCGUUGCUUCUUGCAGUCCUCUCGUUCAUUCGUGUACGUUCACUCAACUUCGCACUCGUAGAGGACAAAUAACUGAACUAUAUUCGACAUAUUUCUCUCUGUCAUGGCCGAUCUGAGCCUCGAGACCAAGGGUCGACCCGUCGGCGGCACCGAGUACAGCUGGUGCCGGGCCGUGCCAGGCGGCACCGGCAUAACUGUCGUCGCUCUCCUCCUUUCCGGCGCCCUCGAACCAUCAUCUCUCCAAAACGCCCUCAACAAACUUCAAAAUUCUCACCCCAUCCUCCGCUCCAAACUCACCCACAACGCCACCACCAACUCCUUUUCCUUCACCAUAUCCCCCACUCCCUACCUCCAAAUCCAAUCCUUCGAUGUCUCCUUCACUUCCCAUCUCCUUCACAGCAACCACUCCGUCUCCCCUUUCCACCGUAUCGUCGAGCACGAACUGAACCAGAACCCCUGGUCUGCAGAAGACUUACAACCGCCGGUCCAUCCCGAAACGGAUGUCUUCUUUGCAAGCCUCUACGCUCUACCCGAUAGGAAGUGGGUCGUAACCCUUCGGCUUCACACGUCAGUCUGUGAUCGCAGGUCGGCGGUUUCUCUGCUUAACGAACUGUUGGGUUUGAUAGCAGGAGAAGGGAAAGAGGAUAAAAAAGGGAUAGAACAGGAAGUAGGGAAGGAAGAUGAGGUUAGUUUGGGAAUUGAGGCGCUCAUCCCGAGUGGGAAAGCUAAUAAGCCGUUUUGGGCGCGUGGAGUGGAUCUUCUUGGUUACUCGUUGAAUUCAUUCAGAUUUGUGAAUUUGGAUUUUAAGGACACGACCGCCUCUCUCCGGUCGUCGGAGGUGGUGUCGUUGCAGAUGGACCCAGAUGAGACCCGUCGCCUUCUUACUUUCCACGGUUCCACCUUCCACCUUCAAUUUGAAGAUAGAAUGGAGAGGCGGAGGCGGAGUAGCGUCUUGGGUACGGGACUACUGGAUAACGCAUGCAAGGCACGAGAUAUUAAGCUUUGUGGUGCAUUAGCAGCUGCUGCAUUGAUCGCAGCACGUUCAUCUAGAGACCUUCCUGAUCAGCAGCAAGAGAAGUAUGCAACUGUUAUCCUUAUCGAUUGUCGAAACCUUCUAGACCCACCCCUUCAAUACAAUCAUCUUGGGUUUUAUCACUCUGCCAUCCUAAACACCCAUGACAUCAAGGGAGGAGAGGAUCUCUGGGAGUUAGCAGAGAGAUGCUACAUGAGCCUGAGCAAUUCAAUGAAGUCCAACAAGCAUUUCUCAGACAUGGGUGACCUCAACUUCCUCAUGUGUAAGGCCAUUGACAACCCACGCCUCACCCCCUCUUCCUCCAUGAGAACAUCCCUUAUCUCUGUGUUUGAGGAUCCUGUGACAGAUGAUUUCAAUGAAUUACAUCAUGAGAUUGGAGUAGAAGACUACAUCAGUUGCUCUUCGGUUCAUGGCGUGGGCCCCUCCAUUGCUGUGUUUGAUAGGUUACGUGAUGGACGGUUGGAUUGCGCUUGUGUGUACCCAUCACCUCUGCAUUCAAGGGAACAGAUGCUGGAGCUGGUUGACAACAUGAAGAGGAUGCUGGUGACAGGGAGUGGUUAAGUUGGAGGGGAGAAAAUAGAAAAUCACGCAUAAAUCAGAUUUCAAUUUUCAAGCAGGGAAGGGAACAACAACGGAUUAUUAUGAUCAUGGGCCAAUUGGGCCUAUUUCUGGCCCAGUUAUUUUUAUGGACAGCUUAAAUAGUUCAAAUGUUUUGUGAAUGUACCAACACUUGCACAACACAUAAGCAAUCUCAUUUGCCACUCAACACUUGCACAACACUUAAGCUUAGUUUGGAAGGAGUACAAAUACAAAUAUGUACAAUACAAUAAUAUAGGGUUUUGCGCUCUACAUAUUUGUAUUUAUUAUCCUUCCAAAUGGAACCUUAGUCAUGCACCGGGAUUUAUUAAUUAGCUUAGAUGUUCUCUC
Nelumbo nucifera (sacred lotus) is the source of this 2000-nucleotide messenger RNA. RefSeq lists its product as uncharacterized. Lineage: Eukaryota; Viridiplantae; Streptophyta; Magnoliopsida; Proteales; Nelumbonaceae. The record is from RefSeq and is a predicted model, not a curated record.